Messenger RNA from Labeo rohita (rohu), 2401 nucleotides. It is a transcript of the gene ptger1b, whose product is annotated as prostaglandin E receptor 1b (subtype EP1). The record is from RefSeq and is a predicted model, not a curated record. NCBI's taxonomy places the organism in Eukaryota, Metazoa, Chordata, Actinopteri, Cypriniformes, Cyprinidae. Gene Ontology annotation, biological process: adenylate cyclase-activating G protein-coupled receptor signaling pathway; inflammatory response; positive regulation of cytosolic calcium ion concentration. The transcript has 3 exons. Bases 399 to 1514 code for a protein of 371 amino acids. Gene Ontology annotation, molecular function: prostaglandin E receptor activity; thromboxane receptor activity. Gene Ontology annotation, cellular component: plasma membrane.
AGUCCGCCACGAACUCCGUUGUGCGCUCUGCGUGUUUUACCUAGUUUAUACACGUUUAUAUAACGUUUUCUCAUUCAAUGAAGACCACAAUAGCAAUAAUACUGCUGAUAUUUAGAAUACAAGGACAACUUUAUUCUUAUUGGAAUAAGUUUUUUUUUCUUUUCAGGAAGAAGUAAUAAGACUCUAAACGGACGAUGAUGGGAGUCUGAUAUCGCCUUUCGAUUCUCAAAGAACUGUUUCAAGGACUGUUUUUUUUGUUGUUGUUUUGUUUUGUUUGUUUGGAAAAAAAAUAUAUAAUGAAGAUUUAUAGGGGAGGUAAACCAGCAUUGGAUAAUCCAAAACGCGUCCCAUAUGAUAUGUAUCUCUAAGCUCAGUGGUGCUCGUCCCAUAGCCUGAAGAUGUUAGUCAGCCAUUGCUGCAACAGUUCAGCCCUGGAUGCGGAUAAAGCACCCAGCAAUCAGACCCUGCGGAUGCCUGGAAUGGCACCGGUGCCCUGCAUGGAAAACCUAAACACCACCACUACCAGCCCCACAGCAGCGGGCCUGUCCAUGACCCUGGGUAUUGUGUCCAACAUAAUAGCACUGAUCAUCCUGGCUAAAGCAUACGCUCGUAUGCGGAGGCGCUCAAAAGCCACAUUCCUGCUGUUUGCCAGUUCUCUGGUGACUACGGACCUUGCCGGCCAUGUUAUUCCAGGCACUCUGGUUCUGCGACUCUACACGCCUGGCAACGCCGGAGGACUUUGUAACCAACCUGACGGCACCUGCCAUUUCCUGGGUGGCAGCAUGGUGUUCUUCGGCCUGUGCCCGCUGUUUCUCGGGUGCGUCAUGGCGGUGGAGCGGUGCAUGGGAGUGACGCAACCUCUCCUGCAUGCCCGCAUGGUUUGCACGGCCCACACCAAGAUGGUGGUGGUGAUGAUAUGGCUUUUGGCUUUAUCUGUAGCACUGCUGCCCUUCUUUCACCUGGGCACAUACACCUACCAGUUCCCAUGGACCUGGUGCUUCAUUAAGGUGUUAGACAAUACCAGUAUCACAGACUUGAUAUUUGUGCUGCUGUUUUCUGGACUGGGACUGGCCGCACUGGCCGUGGCAUUGGUCUGCAAUACCAUCAGUGGGGUGACACUGGUCAUCGCCCGUCUGCGCAAGAAGAAGUGCCAGCGCAGAUCAGCUAAAUCGCAUGACAUUGAGAUGGUGGUACAGCUGGUGGGCAUCAUGGUCACUUCUUGCAUCUGCUGGAGCCCUCUGCUGAUCUUCGGUCUAAUGUCAGUCAUCCGCUCUUACAGCGGCUCUAUGGAGGAUGAUCUGGACACCUACAGGACUUUAAUGGUAACGGGAGUGCGUCUGGCCUCCUGGAACCAGAUUCUGGACCCCUGGGUUUAUAUCCUUCUACGCCGGGCCGUCCUCAGAAAGAUCUACCGCAUAACCACCGGCCGCAGUGACCUUAGAGGGAGCACAUUCCGGAGGUGGGAGAUCAGCUCCUUCCAGAACUCAAUUAAAAGAGCACUUAAUCGGAACUGAUGGAGGAAUUCCAGGGUAUGAGUUAUACCACAUGGAAGAGACUGGGAAAGGGGAAAAAAUAGAAUGUUAUUAGCCAAAAUUGUUGCAGUGUGGCAUUACUGAAGGCAGAAUUUUUUAAAUGGUGGAUGAAGACGUAGUGUACUGGAACAGUGGGUUCUGUAAGUAAAAAUCCCAUUCAUUUUCUCCAUAAAUAAAAACUGACUUAAGCAACUAUGUAUGAAUGUUUACAGACAGACCUUCCAUUUUUUUGACAUUUAAUUGCCAAAUAAUUGUAUUGUUGAUAGAAAUCCUAAAACUCUAUUUAAGAAUUGUGUAGAAUGCCUAUGGAGUAAAUGAAUGGGAAGAUAGUUCUGAACCAAGGCUGCUGAAAAAGUUGGCAUUCACUGUUGCACUCUGUAGAGUGAGUCUGAUUAAUGACAAUGUGAAAUGGACUGCAAACAUGCCCUCCCAUGUAAACCCAAGGGAACCCAAGGAAAAGGAAACAGAAAAAAGAGGACUCACAGUAGCAAAGAAAAUAAAUGUUUGUUUGGGCCUUGGAUUUAAUAAGCUAGUUUGCAACUGUUCUGGAUUAACCUUCUCUUUUGGUGAUUCAUUAUGUGAUUCAUUGUAAAAUGAUGCUUCUAGUGAAUUCAUGACAAAUGUCUUUGAACAUGAAGCAUUGUUUGGCUUUAGAGCUAUUGCACAGGAUUCUGUAAAGUCCACAUACAGUAUUACAAACAGUCAAAUGAUGAAGAAAUAGUGUAAAUAACAUGGCAACCUUAAGGCUGAACUUUUAAGUGUGCAUGACUGUUUCAGUGUUCUCGUAUCUGUAUAUUUGUCUCUUGUCCUACUAUUUGUGAUCUUGAAAAGCUAUGGAAUGUUAAAGCUAUUGAAUAUUAUUUUGACAA